Messenger RNA from Crotalus tigris (Tiger rattlesnake), 1517 nucleotides. Its product is annotated as putative olfactory receptor 2B8. Gene Ontology annotation, biological process: G protein-coupled receptor signaling pathway. Gene Ontology annotation, molecular function: G protein-coupled receptor activity; olfactory receptor activity. The transcript is spliced from 3 exons. NCBI's taxonomy places the organism in Eukaryota, Metazoa, Chordata, Lepidosauria, Squamata, Viperidae. The record is from RefSeq and is a predicted model, not a curated record. The coding region runs from base 315 to 1325 and encodes 336 amino acids. Gene Ontology annotation, cellular component: membrane.
AUUAGUGUUGGACCAGAGUCUAGGAUUCUUCAAAAAUUUUCUUCAGAAUACAGCAGAGAAUAAGAAGAUAACAGCUUCCUUCUCCAUACUGAUACCCACAAAAACAGUCCUUACUUUCUGCAGCACAAAACCCUCCACAUAGUCACAGCUGAUACCUUAGGAUGCAGUGUUGAACCAGAAUAACCAAGGCUGAAUUAAAGAGGCUGAUCAGAAGAGGAACUGGUAGGAUGUUCUAAAAUACAUCAUGGAAAGAAAAUAGCCAAAGCUACCGAGAAUUCAUCUUAUUGGAUGUGGCUGACCGCCCUUACUUGGAGAUGCUGCUCUUUGAACUUGUUCUGACCUGCUACAUGAUGACCCUAUUGAGCAACGCAACCAUGAUGUUCUACAGAAAUGCAUCAUGGAAAGAAAACUAUCAAGGAGAAUUCAUAUUAUUGGGAAUGGCUGACCGCCCAUAUUUGGAGAUGGUGCUCUUUGGACUUGUUCUGACCUGCUACAUGAUGACCCUGUUUGGCAACACAACCAUCAUUGUGGUAUCAAAAUUAGAUCCCCAUCUCCAUACCCCCAUGUAUUUCUUCCUAAGCAACCUUUCCUUCCUUGACCUCUGCUUCACCACCAGUCUUGGGCCGCAUAUGUUGGUGAACUUCAGGAGAAAAAGAAAGACUUAUGGUGCCUGCGUGGCUGAGUUAUACAUCUCUCUUGCUCUAGGCUCCACGGAGUGUGUUUUGUUGGCUGUCAUGGCCUAUGACCGCUAUGCCGCCAUCUGUCAUCCACUGCGUUAUACUACCAUUAUGAGCCAUUCUCUGUGUUUCACAAUGGCUGCUAUCUCAUGGGGAAGUGGCUUCAGCAAUUCAGUAGUACAGACAGUCAUGACCCUUAGUCUUCCACGUUGUGGACAGAACCAGAUAGAUCACUUUUUCUGUGAGGUACCAGCCUUGAUCAAAUUGGCCUGCGUGGACACCUCUGUUAAUGAGGCAGAGCUCUUUGCCUCAAGUGUGGUGAUCCUUCUACUACCUCUGGGUCUCAUCGCAAUCUCUUACAGCUACAUUGCUGCUGCUGUACUGAGGAUCCGUUCAGCUGAAGGGAAGCGGAAGGCCUUCAAAACCUGUGCCUCCCACUUGAUGGUGGUGUCUCUCUUCUAUGGCUCAGCUAUUUGUAGUUAUCUCCGACCUCCGUCCAAAUACCCUGGUGACCAAGGCAAGAUUCUUUCCCUCUUCUAUACCUUUGUCAACACCAUGCUUAAUCCAUUGAUCUACACUCUGAGGAACAAAGAGGUACAUAAAGCCAUCCAAAGAAUCAUAAAGAUCAAGAAUAAAGAUGAUCAAUAAUGAAGAUCAAUGACUAAUGAAGGUCACAACUUUACUUAGCAGAACAAGACCAAUUCUUUUAAUAAAUGCACAAUGUUGUUGUUAGUAUACUCUUUUUCGUACAAACUCUUGAACAUUUUCUUUCUGUUUUGUAUCAUUUUUAGAAUAAGUCAAGGAGUCAAAUUAUAUUAAAAGUCUCACUCCUUCACAAUA